AUGGAUUGGAAUCCUCUACCAAACAAACAAUUUAACGCUUCAUUUUCUCGUCUAAAAUAUUUUUGCUGUUCAAUUAAUUACAAUUUAUAUUUAAAUCGACGACAAAAUAAACAGUCUUCUCUAGCCUGUUUUCGUAAUAUUAAAAGGUUUACUUUGACUUUUGUUUUGCUAAUUUUUUGUUCUUCUCUUGUGUCAAUAAUUAUUUUGUUUACUUAUUUGUUGACGGAUGUUAUUAAUUUGGAGACUUUUAGCAGUUUUUAUUUACAGAAUAAUUAUUUAUUUACACAACCUCAACAAUUGGAAAUCCAAAAUUUUCUUUUAACAUCACCACAAAUUGAAGAAACAACUAGGCUAAAAGAAGAACAAAUUGCUUUGCUUGUUUUUUGUGCUAAAAGGCCUAUAGCGAUUAAAAAUCAUUUGGAACAAUUAAAUAGGUUACGUCCAUCACCAGAAUUAUUUCCAAUAUUUGUAAGUCAAGAUGGAUUUAAUAUUGAAGUGACUAAUACAAUUAAAGAAUUUAAUUCCAAAAUUAAUUAUUUUACUCAUUUACAGCAUCCAGAACAAAAAUUACCUCCAGCUAAGGCCAAAGACAAUUAUUUUAAAAUAUCUCAACAUUACAAAUGGGCAUUGGACAAAAUAUUUUUGGAAAACGGGUUUAAGACGGUUAUUAUUACUGAAGAUGAUUUGGAUAUUGCUUCAGAUUUUUUUUAUUAUUUCAAUUCAACUAAACCUUUACUUUAUUCUGACCCUACAAUUUGGUGUAUCUCUGCUUGGAAUGACAAUGGAAAUCCUUCUUUAGUUGAUUGGCAUGGAGGAAUAAAUAAAUUGUGGAGAACAGAUUUUUUCCCAGGUUUGGGGUGGAUGUUGACAUCUCAACUUUGGAUUGAAUUGAGAGAAAAUUGGCCUGACAUUUAUUGGGAUGACUGGCUUCGAAACAACAAUAUACGCCAAAAUCGUGUUUGUAUCAGACCUGAAAUUUCUCGUACUUUACAUAAUUUAACUGUUGCUGGAAAAGGUUCUAGUGGACUUCACGAUAAAACAGCUUCCUUCUCUCAAAAUGACCUUCAAAAAUUGGAAAAACAAAAUUUUGAUAAUCGGAUGCGUUUAGAGUUGGAAAAUUCUAUUCAACUUUCUUUACAACAAGUUUUGGAUGGAAAAUACAAACAAUACCAACACCAAAAGAACCUUAAAAAGCCUUCAUUUAUUGUUCGUAUUAACGAUCCCCGUGAAUAUCGAAAUUUAUCAAAAACUUUCAAUUUAAUGGCUGAUAUACGUGCGGGAAUGAUGAGGACUGCUUAUUUGGGGAAACCCAUGAAAUGUCCCUAA
This is a messenger RNA of Meloidogyne enterolobii, 1326 nucleotides long. NCBI's taxonomy places the organism in Eukaryota, Metazoa, Nematoda, Chromadorea, Rhabditida, Meloidogynidae. The record is from the annotation of a GenBank genome assembly.